This is a messenger RNA of Anopheles nili, 2989 nucleotides long. It is a transcript of the gene Hex-A, whose product is annotated as hexokinase type 2. The coding region runs from base 598 to 1989 and encodes 463 amino acids. Gene Ontology annotation, molecular function: ATP binding; D-glucose binding; glucokinase activity. NCBI's taxonomy places the organism in Eukaryota, Metazoa, Arthropoda, Insecta, Diptera, Culicidae. Gene Ontology annotation, cellular component: cytosol; mitochondrion. The record is from RefSeq and is a predicted model, not a curated record. The transcript is spliced from 9 exons. Gene Ontology annotation, biological process: glycolytic process; glucose 6-phosphate metabolic process; intracellular glucose homeostasis.
UGGAAUUCACUCAUUUUGAAUCCGUCACUCAGAAGGCCGGUUUGCCCCGUGGAUACAGGCUGUAACACAUUCCAGCCUGCAGGUUGCAGUUUGACAGCUCCGUCUGCGUAAGCAACAACAGAAGAACAGGAGAGAGAGAAAAAAAACAACAACAUCCGUGAUUCUGUCCAGCGACAGCUCGUGUCACCGUGCCGUGCGAAAACACUCUCCGCGGGUUCGAUUGUUGGUAUGAUUGCAGCUGUGCAGUUUAUGUUUCGUUUCGUGUAGAGUGUAACUCCCUCUUCCCGAAGGAAGGGAAAACAAGAAGAAGAGAAAAAAAUAACCCAUCUCCUAUUCCUCGUCAGCGUGUUUUUUGAAGUGUGUUGCUUGUGAAACGUAGUGCCCAAGGCAGCAGCAGCAUUCCUUAGCUAGUCGGGGAAGGCAGGAAGCAUCGCCUACUUAUCGCGUUUUGAAAUAGAAAAAAAACAACAAACUAACCGCGAACAACAAAAAAAACUCCCCAAAACCCUUCAGCCCAACGACGGCGCAGAAGUACGUGAUUGAAACAAGCGUUCAUACUAUCACCAGCGGCCUAUCUGGCAGGCAAGGAGCAAAGGCAUGGAUUUGGUGAAACCGUUGAUGAGAUUGCACGUGGACCUCAUCCACAAGGACAUCCGGGAACAAUGCAAGGAGCUGGUCCUGUCAGACAAACAGAUCGUGGAGCUUAUGCGGCUGGUGAAUAAGGAAAUCAACCGAGGUCUUAGCAAAGACACGCACGCCGAGGCAGACGUGAAAUGCUUCAUCACCUAUGUACAGGACCUGCCAAAUGGAAAGGAGAAGGGUAAAUUCCUGGCGCUCGAUCUCGGCGGUACCAACUUCCGGGUGCUGCUGAUUCACCUGAAGGAUGAGAACGACUUCGAGAUGCUGUCCAAAAUCUACGCCAUUCCACAGAGUAUCAUGCUUGGCAGUGGGACGCAGCUUUUCGAUCAUAUUGCCGAAUGUUUAGCCAACUUCAUGAAGGAACACUCAGUGUACGAGGAACGUCUACCGCUAGGAUUCACAUUCUCAUUCCCGCUAACGCAACUGGGCCUCACCAAAGGUAUUCUCGCCCGGUGGACGAAAGGGUUCAACUGCUCCGGUGUCGUCGGUGAGGACGUCGUGCAGCUGCUAAAGGAUGCCAUCGCCAGACGAGGGGACGUACAAAUUGAUAUCUGUGCCAUCCUGAACGAUACCACCGGCACGCUGAUGUCCUGUGCCUGGAAGAAUCACAACUGCAGAAUAGGGCUGAUUGUGGGCACGGGCAGCAACGCCUGCUACGUCGAGAGAGUGGAAAACUGCGAUCUUUUCGAUGGGCCCAAAACGGGCGCAAACAUCAAAAAGCACGUCCUGAUCAACACCGAGUGGGGUGCGUUUGGUGACAAUGGGGCGCUCGAUUUCGUCCGCACGGAGUACGAUCGAGAGAUCGAUCAGCACAGCAUAAACCCGGGCCGGCAGCUUCAAGAGAAGAUGAUCUCCGGAAUGUACAUGGGUGAGCUGGCCCGCCUUGCGAUAGUAAAGUUCACGAAGGCUGGCCUUCUGUUCGGUGGUGUCACCACGGACGUACUCUUAAAACGCGGCCAGUUCUUCACGAAGUACGUUUCGGAAAUUGAGUCAGACAAACCGGGCACCUACACGUACUGCAAGGAGGUCCUGGACGAGCUGGGACUCGAUCACGCCACCGACGAGGAUUGCGCCAACGUGCGCUACAUCUGCGAGUGUGUGUCCAGCCGUGCGGCUCACCUCGUAUCCGCCGGUAUUGCGGCUCUCAUCAACAAAAUGGACGAACCGAGUGUGACGGUCGGUGUCGACGGUUCGGUGUAUCGUUUCCAUCCCAAGUUCCACGAUCUGAUGGUGCAAAAGAUCCGGCAGUUCGUGAAACCGCACAUUUCCUUCGAUCUGAUGCUCUCGGAGGAUGGUUCCGGUCGUGGGGCGGCCCUAGUGGCGGCCGUUGCCUGCCGCGAGGGUCAGUAAAACGGCACCCAUCCGGUGGUCUGUCCUCCUGAUGGUCUGUCAAGGAAGCUUUGGUGCUUAGCCGCACCUCAGGCGAACCAGUGACGGUCCUAGUCCUCAUCUGGUCGCUGGUACACUGUUAAGAUGUUCACGGGCAGCAGCACGCGCUUGAGACCCUACUGGUGUAACGUUAUCAUUCUCCACUUUUUUUGUUUUGUUUUGUUUUGCCACACUGCUCCAACACGCCCCGUAUAACCGAUACUCGCGAAACUCCCCGGAAAACGACUAUGUUUAGCAGUGAACUUGGCCACCUCACCUACCGGCGGCAAUAGUCGUGUGAAUUAGUUUAAACACAACCCGUUCACACCUUCACUGUAGCGUAACUAGUGAUUUAGAGUACAUCUAUAUAUACGUGAAUAUAUAUAUAAAAAGAACGGCAGUGUUGAGCCAACAAUGUUGAUCAGUGAAUAGGAAAAUUGAAACAAUUAGCGUGAGCAAAAAGGGGCCGAAGAAAGAUAUGCUCUUCUCCUUUAUCCAUCCCACCUCCGUACGUUCUGUAAAAUGAAGCUCCACCUGCACAAGAAACGACAGCAAAAGGACAUCGAGAAGCGAAAGUUUAGUUCUUGUCCCUUCCCAGGAGUACCUUGAAUUCGUUUGGCCAGGUUAAAAUCCGUUUGUAGACUGUGAAACUCAUAGACCUCUAAAGGGCGUUGAUCGUAUUCCCCUAAAAAUCCCCUCUGAUAUUCGUUAUUAAUCAAAUGGUAAAACUGAAGAAGAAAAAACACACAACGAGCUGGUGAUUUGAAAACGGUGGGUUUAGGGAGACUGAGUGAGACAGGGGACGUAUAGCUGAAAACAACGGGGAAAGUAGAAUACAAUAAAUUGCUGGUCGCGCGUAUCGCUUUGGAGCCGGUUUCGUCCUUGAGCCGCAAUUGGCCGAAAAGCGAUGAAAACUCCACUGGGAUGCGGGAAAACCGCGGGGAAGCGAAUGCGUUAAGGCGGCGCGUUCUUGAGCUGUUGC